GUAGUAUAUGUAACAAGAAUUUUUCAUAUAUUAAUCACAUGAUGAAACACAGUAGUGUUCACACAGAGGAGAAACCUUUUUCUUGUAGUAUAUGUAACAAGAGCUUUUCUCAAAAAAGGUAUCUAACUGAUCACAGUCAUGUUCACAGUAAUGAGAAACCUUAUUCUUGUAGUUUAUGUGAUAAAAGUUUUUUGAAACGAGAUCAUCUGAAUCAACACAAUCGUGUUCACACUGGUGAGAAACCUUAUUCUUGUAGCAUAUGUAAUAAGAGUUUUUCAAACAGAAGUAAUCUGUUUGAACACAAACGUGUUCACACUGGUGAGAAACCUUAUUCUUGCAGUAUAUGUAAUAAGAGUUUUUCAUGCAGAAGUAGUCGUACUCAACACAGUUAUGUUCAUACUGGUGAGAAACCUUUCUCAUGUAGUAUGUGUAAUAAGAGUUUCUCACAUCAAAGUUAUCUAAAAAGACACUUUCGUGUUCACACUGGUGAGAAACCUUAUCUGUGUAGCUUAUGUAAUAAGAGUUUUUCAUACAACAGUAGUCUGACUGAGCACUUUCGUGUUCAUACUAGAGAGAAGCGUUAUUCUUGUUGUAUAUGUAAUAAGAAUUUUUCACGCAACAGUAAUCUGAUAAGACACAGCAUUGUUCAUACUAGUGAAAAACCUGAUUCUUGUAAUUAAUUCUUAGUCCUGUAUUCAUCGUUGACACUGACCUAACACGAAACACCCAGUAACAGAACCCUGGUUUGGAAAUAAUGAUUUAUUUUUGGACUAGGGGUUUCGCAACUCGCUGUUAACUUGCAUUCCGGUGGUAGAUUUACAGCCUUAUUAACAGUUUGUUUUUAAUUUUCAUUGCUAUUUUUGAAACAAAUUUUCUAUGAAAGAAUGAAAUAAAAGAUUGCAUUGAGUAAUUAAAUUUGAAUCUCUCUUUUACUGGACUAAUGAAAAAAAUUUUAAGUUUUGUUUUCCUAACUGACUUGUAUUGAAGAGCAAAGGGAUCUAAGUGUGUAUUAUUAUUAUGAACAGGGUUGGGGUUUUGGCCAUCCUAAACUGGUUUUGGACAGGACACUUGGGUUUACUGUCCUAAACUGACUAAAAUUGUCUUAAAGUGUCCAAAACCUUAAACUUUGGUAAAAGGUAAAGAAUCUAUAAGUGUAACCAUUGCACACAUAAUAAUAUCAAUAAAUAUUUGAUAUUUUUUAUGCAA
Parasteatoda tepidariorum (common house spider) is the source of this 1206-nucleotide messenger RNA. NCBI's taxonomy places the organism in Eukaryota, Metazoa, Arthropoda, Arachnida, Araneae, Theridiidae. The record is from RefSeq and is a predicted model, not a curated record.